AUGAACCCCAACGACAGCGGCACUGCCAACACUGGCAACGGCCAUCUCAACGUCCCCGGAGACGAAGUUCCUCCUCCGCCAUACUCAGAGACUGAUGUCUACAGCACCUCGGGCAGCUCUCGCUCUCACACAGCUUCAGCACCAUCAGUAGCCGCAUCGGCAACCGCAGCUGUGGCAACUCCAUCACACAGCUUCGUCGACGAUGCUGCCUCGUCGACUGCUGACGAGGUCAUUUACACGCCUCCUCUAACUCCUCGUACCUCUCCUGGCUCAGGCCAACCCGCCGCCACGCUAUACUUUGAUCUGAGGCCAGCCCCCCAGCAAGACUCCAGCACUGACAUUAUCCGCAUGACCCUUGUCCAUACCAUCGAGGUGACUGAUGUCUCGCAACCUGAUGAUUUCCCUUAUGAGAGUGACUGGGCGGGCCGAGAUGUCACUGCGCUGGAUUGGUCCACCUUUAUCAAUUUCCUGAUUCCUGAUCAUACGACAAGACAGAAUGAAGUUGUUAUUCAUAGAAAGCUGCUCGAUGAGAUGCAAAGAUCAGAAGCAGGCAGUACCAACAACAGCACAGCUCAGGUAGAGGCCCAGCUCAACCAAAUCGCCGAUGCUCGCAAUCCUACCAGUCCUGAUUCUCAGCGCCGGAGGAGAGACGUUGAAGCCACCGUCCAGCAAUGGAACGAUGGCUUCUUCGGCCCUCGAGGCAUCCAAGUUCGCCUCGAGCCCCCGAGAACUCCCUCGGCGCAGAUGCCAGGUGCUUGGGAGGCCAACUUUGACCAGGUAUCUGAAGCUGGUCGAUCUAUACAGUCUUCGCAAACUGCAGGCCGCUCUGCUCCGGCUGGCGGUGGCUCAUGGGGCGGUUUCCAACUCGAUGACAACGGUGUUCGAUAUGGCAACAGCUUUGUGGCGGAUCAAAAUGGUUUGCGCAUUGGGAAUUUGAUCAUGGAUCAGCGCGGCAUUCGAUUUCAGAAUGACGCUGCCCAAGGUCAACAGCAGCAGCCAGCAGUAGAUGCCUGCCGGGAUGUGCGCGGCCGCACAGCCUAUCAACACGAGGGCGAUGAAGAAGCCCACAAACGCUCUUGCUCGGUCUCCUCCACAUCUUCUUCUUCCUCUUCGAGCUCUGAAUCAUCCAUCGGCUCUCUCCCUAGCUACGAUGAUAUUCCUGUCAACUCUGUGCAGCUUUACAUUGCCCGACUCCAAGAUUGGACCAAGAAUCCUGACCAGCUCCGCACCAAGGGUGACGUCAAGCAGCUCAAGGCCGAGCUCAAGAGCGUCCCUAAGUCUAAGGAUGUGGUUACUGAUGUGGAUAAGAAAGCUCUCAAGGCACAAAUCAAGACAUUGACGACUGUUUGGAGACAAGUCAAGAAGAGCCAGAGAAGGGAACGCAGGGCCCAGAGAAAGGAGCGACGCGGCAAGAGGAGGGCAGAGCGUAAGGAGAAGAGGCAGCAUAGAAAAGAGAUGCGAAAGGCACGCAAGGAAGCCCGGAAAGGCCAAAGCACUCCCGUUCCCCCGGUGCCUCCGCCUCCGCCUCCCCCGGGUAUCCCCCCUCUGCCACCGCAUGUUCCUGGAACCACGGUGCCGCCUGUUCCUCCCGUUCCUCCGGUGAAUACCGCGCCAUGGACCGGCAGCUUCCCAUGGGGCCGUCCCCAACACGGUAGAGGGGGCAGAGGAGGACGCCAUCAUCCCCAUCCUCACCCCCAUCCUCACCCCCAUCCUCAUCCUCACCAACCACAUUACGGUUUGCCUCGAGGCGGAGGCUGGGGUGCAUGGAACAAUCCUCAAGCCUCGGGCGAGAAUGGCAUGUUUGGGUCGCGCGGGCCGUUUGGUCCUGAGGGGCCAUUUGGCCCAGGAGGACCGUUUGGUGAAAAGGGCAUCUUUGGAGGCGACGGUCUGUUUGGCCCAAAGGACUUUAAUCAACAAGCCGAACAGCAAAGACAGCAUCUGCACCAACACCAGCAACAGCAGUGGCAACAAUACCACCAGCAACGGCAGGGCAGUGCCUCAUCCAAUCACUCCCUGCCCGGCUCCUGGCCCGACGAGAAAAAGCAGCAGCAGCCAACUUCAGCCUCGCAAGACGACGAGCAAAUCCCGCCUCCCGGCCCGAGAGCUUCCGCAAAGUACAAUACUAUAGGGGCUCUUGAGAGGACCAUCCAGGCUCAGACUGCCGCGGCGGAGAAGGCUGAGGGUCUUCAGAAGGAGCAGGUGGAGAAGGCGAUUGCGACGAUGAGGAAGCAGCUGGAGGCUUUGAGGGUGCAGGCUGACGAGGAAUAUGCGAAGGAGUUGAGUGAGAAUUGA
Trichoderma harzianum CBS 226.95 is the source of this 2292-nucleotide messenger RNA. RefSeq lists its product as hypothetical. The record is from RefSeq and is a predicted model, not a curated record. The coding region runs from base 1 to 2292 and encodes 763 amino acids. The transcript has 2 exons. NCBI's taxonomy places the organism in Eukaryota, Fungi, Ascomycota, Sordariomycetes, Hypocreales, Hypocreaceae.